Molecule: messenger RNA, 1506 nt
Organism: Metschnikowia bicuspidata var. bicuspidata NRRL YB-4993
Lineage: Eukaryota; Fungi; Ascomycota; Pichiomycetes; Serinales; Metschnikowiaceae
Exons: 2
Coding region: 1-1506 (501 amino acids)
Source: RefSeq, a predicted model, not a curated record
AUGUCACUGGCCACCCGGCCCGCACCGCGCAUUUUGCAACCGAGCACCGGCCGCAAAAUCACCAGGAAAGCAAUAGCCACGGCACAUCGGGCCAUGAAACUCCUUGUGCACGCCAUUUUCAUGUUUUGUUUUGUGCCGCUAGCGCUGGCGGGGAUUUGCUCGUCCAACACCGUGGUUCCUUUUUCUGGAUAUAAAGUCACGCGGCGCCACAAGAUCCGGCUUCGCCCGUUGCAGAGCGACUCGUACCUUGUGCUCACUAAGUGCCACCGGGGCCUUCCCGUAUUUUCCCGGACUGUAGCCACGCCCUCGGCGAUAAGUGAGUUUUCCAUUCCAUUCACUUCUGCGGACACGGAGCUCGACUUCCUGGAUCGCUGGGGACGCCGUGGCAAGAAAGAACAACGCAAUUCUGAUGACCGGGAGAGCCCUGGAGACCUGUCGGAAUCAGAGCACCGAAGGGGCUCAAAUAUGCGGCCGGGCCGGGGUCUGGCGUUUCGGGCCUGGCUUUCAUCGUUUGGAUGGAUGCACGCCCAUGAGCCGGCCCAGGGCUAUAUCAAUGGAGGGAUCGAAACCAGCUCUAUAAGAUCAGGCACACCGGGAGCUCGUACUCGGAGAGCUAGGGGUCAGCAAGAAAGGAUACCGAGAAGCCGGUCUCUGAGGACAAAGACUGUAGGAGCAAGCAUUCUGAAUAGCCCCUUGUUCGAAACCAGCACGGUAAGAAACCAGGCCCAAGCCAGAGUGGCGGAUACAGAAUCGCUGAGAAUGACCGAGAUCAAAACAAGGGGACUGAAAUUGACCGGGCCCGCCCGCCGGUGGAGAAACCAGCCGUUCCCGGCCCCAGCGCCCUGCUUAAAAUUGGCCCGUCGAAAGCGGUAUGCUCGCCUGGAUGUCGUGAUCUUCAUCCCCGCCACAUACGUGGGCGUGUUAUUCACUUGCAACCCACAAGAUUCCACGCACGAUGAGGAGCAAGAGUGGCGCUGGGAUGCCCAGGCGAUAGAAAAACGGCUGCCUAUGGCUACAGAAGCACGCAGGUACCCUAGACACAGGCAGGGGGCAUCUUUGGAAAACAACCAGCAAACUUCUAAGCUACUGCAACGAGCGUCGAAAAGUGAGCGUCAAGAAAGCUCACACCGUGACAUCUCCAGCCCAGCACACAAGUUUGCCAUGGCCAUCGCUGCAAAAGACAAGUUCAUCGAGUCGCAGCCUGGUACUGCAGCAUACGAGACAGAGUUUUCCGGUGCGCCGGUUUGUCCCUUGGUGGCCGAUGAUUACUCGGCUCACUGGCUCUCGGUUCAGUUGCACCCGCCGGCCCUCGUGUACCACAUUCCGUAUUUGAGGUCGCCGUCCAUCUGGGACCCCCGCUUUCUGUCUUCUGAGACUGAGCUGCCUGAGUGGAGCGAAGAUGUGGAUAUCAACGAGGCUUACAUAUACAGCGAGGCCGAUUUGGCGGGCAUCAAUGAGAACCUUAUGAAAUCCACACGUCCAAAAAGACCAAGAUCACCGAGAUGA